AUGACUCCAACAAAAGUAGUUACCACUACAGAACCUCCAGAUCUUGAAAACAGAUUUAUCGAUAUCAAACGUAGUUUGGUUUCUCCGGAAAAUAUCGAAAAGGUGACUCAAAGCUGGAAGCGAUUGCUUAGAGCAUUGGAGAAACAGGCUGAUACCAUUUCUGAGGAGGGCCCCAAAUACGUUCCACAGGUUGACUUUAAAGAUAUUGUUGCCAACAACAAUCAACUUCCUGACAAUGUAUCUGCACUUUUUAAGGAGAGAGGUACAUUAAUGAUCCAUAAUGUAGUUGAUGAAGAACAAAUAGACACUUGGUUCAACGAGUUAGUUGGUUUUUGCAAAGAACACCCCGAGACUGCUGGUUACACCUAUCCUAAUCCAACUGCAUGGUAUAAUGUUUUUUGGUCGAAACCACAAUCUGAAGCCAGAUUCCACCCAAAUACCCGUGCUUUAUUCAAAGCUAUGGCAAACCAAUUCCAUGUCGAGAACGAAGAUCUGUUGAUUGAUAUCAACACCCAGGUCGUCUACGGUGACCGUAUCAGGAUCAGAGAACCUGGUUCUGUUGCUUCAUUGAAAUUGCACUUGGACUCCAGUUCCAUUGAAAGAUGGGAAGAUGAGCACUACCGUCAAGCAUACCAUGAAAUAUUGGAAGGAAACUGGGAAGAAUGGGAUGCAUUUCGUCUUGAUGAAAGAACUUAUGCAAACGAAAACCUUUAUGAACAUGUUCUUACUGGAAAAUCGACCAUCUGUUCAGCAUUUCGCACUUUGCAGGGAUGGUUGGCACUUAGCAACAACAAAUCUGGAGAAGGUACUUUAAGAGUCUUACCCAACUUGAAGAUGGCAAUGGCCUAUAUAAUUCUUAGACCAUUGUUCUGGAGAGACCCAGUUAGUGGUGAUAUCGAUGAUUAUGAAAUUGAUUUGGAAACACCAAAGUUUCCUGGUUCCGUUCCUUCUACUGGUCAAUUGUUUCUUCCAGAAGAAUACUUUCCACAUUUGUAUCAUCAGAAGUCUGUUAUUUCUAUCCCAGACGUUCGUAAGGGAACAUUUGUCUUUUGGCAUGUAGAUAUCCCCCAUGAGGUAGACAAGGAACACAACGGUGAAGGUCAUUCAAGUGUUUUCUACUAUGGUCAAACUCCAUUGUCUAUCACUAAUAUUAGGACAAUUUUAGAUACCAAGAAAGCAUUCUUAAACAACAAGUCUCCAGAAGAUUACAGCUCUCAGUUGUCUGAAACAGAGAAGGCAAAAGAAUAUCAAGGCGCGGAUAUCAACCACAUUAAAAACAUUGAAGGUAUGAGAUCAAUGGGAUUAGAACCAUUUGAUGUUAACGAACCAUUCUUAACAAAAGGUCAAAGGGAGGUUAGAGCAUUGGCUAAUGAAGCUUUAAAAGCGGGUACUUUUGAUCCCCAUUCGUAA
Scheffersomyces stipitis CBS 6054 is the source of this 1410-nucleotide messenger RNA. RefSeq lists its product as uncharacterized. The coding region runs from base 1 to 1410 and encodes 469 amino acids. NCBI's taxonomy places the organism in Eukaryota, Fungi, Ascomycota, Pichiomycetes, Serinales, Debaryomycetaceae. The transcript has a single exon. The record is from RefSeq and is a predicted model, not a curated record.